AAAAAAAAAGAGAACAAAGAUGAGACGACAAAUAAAAUUGUUGUUCUUCCCAAACGUUAACCCGUCUAUAAGCCCUUCUAUGAGGGUUGGACGGAAAGUUCAGGAGUAGCGAUUCUCCUGAUUCAUCAUGAGCUUAACGAAACAAAGGAAACUCCUUAUACCCCAGUGUUUCUUCCUUCUCCGUCACCUGUCCGCGGAACCCACUCCCCACGUACCAUCAGAAGCACCACCACCUCUACAGGACUCCAAAUCAUCAUUAAUAGCCGAAGCCAUAAGCCUCUUUCUCCAAACCCCACAUAAUGAAUGGAAAUCCUGUUCUCAACUCAAUAGCCUCCUCUUUUCUUCUUCUCCCACUCCUAGUCUUUUCUUCCAAAUCAGUCGUGGCUUUCCUUCUUCUUCACAAGCUCUUACUUUCUUCAAUUAUAUCAAAUCCAACUCAAUUUCACAACACAACACCCAAUUACUGUCUUACACCUUUCAGGCCAUUUUUGAGCUCGCCAGUCGUGAACCAGAUUCACAUAACAAGCUCUGUGAACUUUAUAAAGAAUGCAAAGACCAAAACGUCCCUCUUUCAAUCAAUGCUGCCACACUUCUGAUUCGCCGUUUUGGAAGGGCUAAUAUGGUUGAUCAGUCGCUUCUGGUGUACAAAGAACUUGAGCCCAAUGUUAGAAACACGCAUAUACGUAAUGUGUUGAUUGAUGUAGUAUUAAGAGACGGGCGGUUUGAUGACGCCCUCAAUGUGCUCGAACAAAUGCUUCAGCGGGAUUCUGAGUUUCCUCCUGAUGAUGUUACUGGGAAUAUUGUUUUCUACGCUUUAACAAGAAAGGACCGCAUCAGGAGGAAUGUGAGUGAUGAGGAAAUAGUUAGUUUGGUGAAUAAAUUUGGUGAACAUGGAGUUUUUCCCAACAUGUUUUGGUUGACACAGAUGAUUUCCAGACUUUGUAGAAAUGUUAAAACAUGUUUAGCUUGGAAUGUUUUUCAUGAUUUGAUGAAACUGGGUGCUCCUAUAGAAGUGGCUCCUUGCAAUGCGCUUUUGACUGGUUUAGGAAAGGUUAGAGAUUUUGAGAAAAUGAAUCAGUUAUUGUUGGAGAUGAAGGAAACUGAUAUGCAGCCUGAUGUUGUGACCUUUGGAAUUCUAAUUAACUGGUUUUGUAAAUCAUGGAGAAUUGAUGAAGCCUUGGAGGUGUUUGAGAAAAUGAGUGGAAGCAAAGACGUUGAACCUGAUCUGAUCAUUUAUAAUACUUUGAUUGAUGGUUUUUGUAAAGCAGGGAAGGUAGAAGAAGGAUUGCGUCUGAUGGAAAGGAUGCGAUCAUCAGAGGGCUGUAAGCCCAAUGUUGUCACCUACAAUUGCUUGAUUCAUGGGUUUUGUAAAGCAGGCAAUAUUGAGAGUGGGCAAGAGAUUUUUGAUCAGAUGAAGGAGGAAGGAGUUAUGCCAAACGUGAUCACUCUUAAUAGUUUGAUUGAUGGCAUGUGUAGACAUGGAAGAAUCAGUAGUGCAGUUCAGUUUUUCAAGGAGAUGAUGAGGAAAGGCUUGCAUGGAAACGCUGUUACUUACAAGACCUUGAUCAAUGCUUUUUGUAAUGUUAACAAUAUUCAAGAGGCAAUGGAAUGGUUCCAUGAGAUGUGUCAAGCUGGAUGCUUUGUUGAAGCAACUGUUUACUAUGACCUGAUCUCUGGUUUGUGCCAAGCUGGAAGCGUGGAUGAUGCCAGUAUUGUAUUAUCUAAGUUAAAAGAAGCUGGUGUUUGCCCUGACAGUGUGUGCUACAAUGUUCUGAUUGGUGCGUUUUGCAAGAAGAAAAUGUUAGAUGAAGCUUACGAGAUGUUCAAAGAAAUGGAAGCUGCUGAGAUUAGGCCAGAUUGCAUCGCGUAUAACACUUUGAUUUCCUGUUUUUGUAAAGCUGGAAACUUUUUAACUGCUUGUAGAGUGAUGGAAAAGAUGCUUAAGGAUGAUCUUGUGCCUACCGUUGAUACAUACAGAGCUCUAAUACUUUCAUAUUGCUUACAGGGAAGGGAGGAUGAAGCAAUGAAGAUAUUUAGAGACAUGACUGAAUUGAAGGUUGCACCGAACACUGUGAUAUACAAUGUUCUGAUUGACUCACUGUGUAAGAAUAAUCAAGUAGAACUUGCUCUUUGUCUAAUGGAUGAUAUGGAAGUUAAGGGGGUGAAGCCAAAUACUGCAACGUUUAAUGCCAUGUUUAAAGGCCUUCGGAAGAAGAAUAUGUUGGACAAAGCAUUAAAAUUGAUGGAUAAAAUGAUUGAACAUGGUUGUAAUCCUGAUUAUAUAUCCACGGAGAUUCUUACUAAAUGGCUCUCUAAAUUCAAUGAAAAUGAAAAAUUAAAAAAUUUUGUGCCAGGAUACAAGGUUCUGUUAGGCCAACAUAUCACAGAAGACUGCAGAAGUUUGAAGCAAUGAAGGUCGUCAAGAGUAGGACAAAAGAUAAGAAGAAGCAGAUGAGGCAGACAGUAGGAGAUAUGGCAGGAGGAAGGCAUUUAGGGCACCAGAGGAGAACAAAAGAUAAGAAGCAGAUGAGGCAGGAGAAAAACAGACAAGGCAAGAAGAGAAGGACUAACGUUUUUGUCACGCAAGGGCAAGAAUUGAGAGGGAAAAUGGUUCAAAGGAAGAUUAGAGGUGUAAACGAGGCAACCUUGGAAGAUUAGGGGACUUUUCAAGCAGUGUUCUCAUCAUUCAACUAUGUGGACAAAGUUGUUGUCUAAGGGGAAGGAAUUGUAAGGCCCCGAUUGUAGCAAUAAUCACAAAAAACAUCGGAAGGAUAAAACAAUGAUGGUCUGUAAGAGGACAAAAGAUAAGAAAUAGCAGUUGCGACGCAUAAAGG
This is a messenger RNA of Mangifera indica (mango), 2834 nucleotides long. Its product is annotated as pentatricopeptide repeat-containing protein At3g61520, mitochondrial-like. Gene Ontology annotation, molecular function: protein binding. Bases 128 to 2413 code for a protein of 761 amino acids. The record is from RefSeq and is a predicted model, not a curated record. The transcript is spliced from 2 exons. Lineage: Eukaryota; Viridiplantae; Streptophyta; Magnoliopsida; Sapindales; Anacardiaceae.